Molecule: messenger RNA, 1006 nt
Organism: Acanthoscelides obtectus
Lineage: Eukaryota; Metazoa; Arthropoda; Insecta; Coleoptera; Chrysomelidae
Source: the annotation of a GenBank genome assembly
GUUGCAGGUAUGGUUCCAGAACCGCCGGGCGAAAUGGCGCAAGACAGAGAAGUGUUGGGGCCGUAGCACCAUAAUGGCUGAAUACGGACUGUACGGUGCCAUGGUGCGGCACUCGCUGCCCCUACCCGAGACUAUCCUGAAGAGCGCCAAGGAGAACGAAUGUGUCGCCCCCUGGCUGCUAGGAAUGCACCGCAAGUCUCUGGAGGCGGCCGAACACCUGAAGGACGACAACAGCGGCACAGCGGGCAGUGACCACGAGGACGCGACUUCGCUGCGCACGGACGUGAGCGACACUAGCGCCGCCUCCGGCCACGCGGACAAAGAUGGGGGCGGGGCCUGCAGUCAGGUCACGCCCACUUCAGCACCUCCUACCGGCACUCAAGCACCGCCUACAGCGUACGCGGACGAUCCGGAGGUGUUCAGAAACAAUUCAAUAGCCUGCUUGCGGCAGAAAGCGCAGGAACAUCAAGCCAAACUCAUGAUGGGCGGAGUCAGGGAGCAGCAGACGUGCGACGCCAAUCAGAACAGCUUGUGUGGGCGGGACGAGAAAGCGGGGAUUUUCUGACAGGACGAACAGGCAUAAAGAUUUUGAAGUGUUUUGAUCGAAGCAAAUGUAUAGUAUCUCAAUAGAUACUCCUCAUCCUCACACUUUGUGUAAAAUCAUGUUAUUGAAAUAUUUUUAUGGGAAUAAUUAUUUUGGUAGAAUAUUGAAAAUAGGAACUGUCUUGUCCCUGUUUUAUAACAUGAUAAUAUUCCUAGAAGUUUGAUAAUGACCCGAGAUGUUCAUAAUAAGAUAACCUUACUAAUUGUCGGCUUGGCAACUCUCUCCACAUUCACAUUGAGGAUGAGAAAUGAAUAUAUUAGGAGUUUACAACCUUAUGUUGCUAAAUCAGGCCUAAAAUUUUGAGACCAAGAAAGUUUCGCCAAAAUACCAAAAUUCAUAAAAAAUGUGAAGUACAUUCAGUAAAAUUAUUUUGUACCAGAUUAAGUGAAUGAUAUUCGCUUG